AAGGAAGAGGAGCCGGAGUGGCGGCCUCUCUCCAGAGCUCAGUGUCCCAAGUUCAUUGUUAAGGGACUGAGAACUUAAUCUUCCAAAAUGUCAAAAAGACCAUCUUAUGCCCUACCUCCCACCCCAGCUCCUUCAACACAAAUGCCCAGCACACCAGGGUUUGUGGGAUACAAUCCAUACAGUCAUCUGGCCUACAACAACUACAGGCUGGGAGGGAACCCGGGCACCAACAGCCGGGUCACGGCUUCCUCUGGCAUUACAAUUCCCAAACCCCCAAAGCCCCCAGAUAAGCCUCUGAUGCCUUAUAUGAGAUACAGCAGAAAGGUUUGGGACCAAGUAAAGGCUUCCAACCCUGACUUAAAGUUAUGGGAGAUUGGCAAAAUUAUUGGUGGGAUGUGGCGAGACCUUACUGAUGAAGAGAAACAAGAAUAUUUGAAUGAAUACGAAGCAGAAAAGAUAGAGUAUAAUGAAUCUAUGAAGGCCUAUCAUAAUUCACCUGCAUACCUUGCUCACAUCAAUGCAAAAAGUCGAACUGAAGCUGCAUUAGAGGAGGAAAGUCGACAGAGGCAGUCCCGAAUGGAGAAAGGAGAAGCUUAUAUGAGCAUCCAACCCGCAGAGGAUCCAGAUGACUAUGAUGAUAGUUUUCCAAUGAAGCACACAGCCACUGCCCGGUUCCAGAGAAACCACCGUCUAAUCAGUGAGAUAUUAAGUGAAAGUGUGGUGCCAGAUGUUCGUUCAGUCAUUACCACAGCAAGGAUGCAGGUUCUCAAACGACAGGUUCAGUCCUUAAUGGUCCAUCAGAGAAAAUUAGAAGCUGAACUCUUACAAAUAGAAGAACGUCACCAGGAAAAGAAGAGGAAGUUCUUAGAAAGCACAGAUUCAUUUAACAACGAGCUCAAGAGGUUGUGUAGCUUAAAAGUGGAGGUGGACAUGGAAAAAAUAGCAGCUGAAAUUGCCCAGGCAGAGGAACAAGCCCAAAAAUGGCAGGAGAAACGGGAGAAAGAAGCAAUGGAGCAGGCAGAGCGCAGUCAAAGUGGUGUCAGUGCUGCUGCCGCUGCUGCUACCACUGGUACCACUGAGGAUGACCAGACAGUCAGCAAAGAUGAUGAGAAGAAGGAAGAGGAAAGCACUCCAAUGGAGACAGAAGAGACACACCCAGAGGAAACUACAGAAAGUCAACAAAAUGGUGAAGAAGGAACAUCUAUCCCUGAAGAUAAAGAGAAUGGCCAAGAGGGAGUAGAUAGUAUGGCAGAAGGGACCAGUGACAGCAACACUGGGUCAGAAAGCAACAGUGCAACAGUGGAGGAGCCUCCAACAGACCCUACACUAGAGGACAGUGAGAAGAAAGAAUAAAUGUUAAUGAA
Molecule: messenger RNA, 1364 nt
Organism: Dromiciops gliroides (monito del monte)
Lineage: Eukaryota; Metazoa; Chordata; Mammalia; Microbiotheria; Microbiotheriidae
Product: SWI/SNF-related matrix-associated actin-dependent regulator of chromatin subfamily E member 1-like
Exons: 1
Coding region: 88-1353 (421 amino acids)
Biological process (GO): negative regulation of DNA-templated transcription
Cellular component (GO): SWI/SNF complex
Molecular function (GO): nuclear receptor binding; nucleosomal DNA binding
Source: RefSeq, a predicted model, not a curated record